UGAAAUUCAAACUCUUCAACAUUCAAACCAUUCCAACAUUCAAACUAAUCUUUCAUUCAUACCACAUUAUGUCAGUAUUUCAGUUCAACUUCAGCAUUGGAGCGUUAGCAUUGUCUUUGUUGACUCCCUUUAAUCCCGUGUGCGCCUCCUGGUUCGCUAAUCCGAUUAGCGGCCUGCUUGUUGUCUUCAUGCUCGUCCCGGUCUUGGUCUUCCACCAUGCCGGUCUUCUACUCGCCUCUGUCAGAAAACCUCCGCGUCGGCCUGGCCCACGUGGGGAGUUCUGUCUGGACCAGCAACAGGACGGCGGAACACUUGGGCAAAGACCACGAUGACCACUCUGGGGUCAACGAGCUGGUGUCUCACCUUCCUCUGCAGAUGUUGCUCUACUUCAACAUGUUCUACUUCCCCUGCUGGUGGUUCUCCUCCGUCUUCAUGCUGCAGUUGAAGUACCAGUACCUCCCGGCGUACUACCAGGGUCUUCUCAUCUCGGGCGUGGUCCUCCUGACGCUGGUGGAAGGGCUCAGACUCUACCUGGGUUACCUUGGCAACCUGCAAGAGAAGUGGCGUCCGUCCUCAGGUCCCGGAACUGUCGGCCUUUUGGCUGCUGACGUUCCUGUUCCAGCUGCCGGUGCUUCUCUUCUUCCUGACGGACGAGGAGAUCCUCAUCCUGCCUCUGGAGCGGGCCGUGCACGCCCUCUACCUGACCUUCCUACUGGCCCAGAUCCUGGCCGCCACCUUGGCGCUCCGGAGGAUGACCCGCAAGCUCACUUUGCUCUUCCACCUGCGCCAGCUGGGAAAAGUGGACAGCUUGGGCCAGCGCUCCACGCCCGUGUGCGGCCUGACGUACCGCCGCAGCGUGUUGCCUGUGUCGCCCACCUGUGCCGCUUACCCCUGAACUAUAUUUGUAUUAUAUUUUUAACGUACAACACAAUUUCAACAGCAAAAAGCUGCCAAGGCCUUACUAUUGAAAUUACUUUGUUUAUUAUUAUUCUCCAUUUUUGAGGGCAGUACCUUAC
Entelurus aequoreus (snake pipefish) is the source of this 1016-nucleotide messenger RNA. RefSeq names its product transmembrane protein 17A-like. The record is from RefSeq and is a predicted model, not a curated record. Gene Ontology annotation, cellular component: ciliary transition zone. The coding region runs from base 217 to 1002 and encodes 261 amino acids. NCBI's taxonomy places the organism in Eukaryota, Metazoa, Chordata, Actinopteri, Syngnathiformes, Syngnathidae. Gene Ontology annotation, biological process: non-motile cilium assembly. The transcript has 4 exons.